GCUCACAUUAUCAGUCUGCUGCUAUAUCAUCAUACUAACGACUCACAAACGCUUUAUCACCACGAAGCUGUGAGUCAUCAUGUUGUCCACACCGUCAUGGUCUGUCAGGAGCCGGUCUGUCUCAGGGUUCAGCCUGUUGAUGUUCGAACGUGGAGGAGGCCGCAGCCAAUCACAGAGCACGCCGGAGCCGUCAGUCAGCAGGUGAACUGCGGCCCGAGACGCUCCGCCGCUCCCCGGGGCCCACGGGAGCUCAGGCUGCUGUAGGUUUCAUUUACGGGCUGUCCGGUCGGGAAUCAUGUCCGCCAUGGAAGAUGACGCUGUUUACGACCGUCGGUGAGCUUUAAAGCGGACGCUGUGCGGAGAGAGAGGAGCUCACGUGGACGACCGGCUGCAAAGUAGAGGAGCGUUGUUUGUGGAGUGUCUGGGUGAAAUUCUGGUAACAACCUCUCCACCAUGUAUGAGCCUCGGUACUACGAUAGCCCCCCUGUGUACAGCCCCCCUGUAUACAGCCCGCCAUACAGCACCAACUCCCAAGCCUUCUACCCCCCACGGAGCGUUCACUCCCCUCAGAGCCAGUAUGUCCCCUACACCCCUAACGCCCCUGCAGACUCCUACUACAUGGAGGAGAAGCCUCAGCACUUCUACCGCUGGUUCUCUCCUCCCGGCUUCGUCAAAACCUUCCAAGGAGCCACAGUUCUCAUGUGUUUCGUCAUCUUCGCCUGCGUGGCUUCCACCUUGGUGUGGGACAUGAAUGGGUUUGGGUACGGGGGCUACGGUGUCGGGGUUGGAGGGGGCGCCACGGGGGCGGAGUUUGGAUAUUAUGGAGGCAGCUACGGCUACGGUAGCUCCUACAUGACGCCGCAGUCUGCCAAGGCGGCCAUGAUUUCAAUGGCAGCCAUUAACUUCCUGCUUUCACUGGGGUUCCUGGUGGCGAGUUUCUCGCGGUCACGGAUCAUGCGAGGAUGCAGCUUCUACCUCACUGUGUUCAUCUGUGAUAUCAUCCUAGCCGUCCUGCAGGGCAUCAUAGACAUCAUCUUUGUGAUCGGGGUGAACCCGAUGUCUCAGAGCUCACAGAGCAUGCUCUACAACCCCAUGCUGAUGAUGUGCCAGAACAUCCAGGGCAGCCCCAGCCUCAGCGGCAGCGUGGGGGCUGGUUUUCCCGGGGGGUUCCCUUUGUACAAUCAAUACCUGCACCACUACUGCUACAUGGACCCCGAGGAGGCGGUUGCGUUAGUGUUGGGGCUGAUGGUGGUGUUGGCCCUCUCCCUGUCUGCCUUCUACGCCUACAAGACCCGCAGCAAGAUUUGGCGCCACGGCAAAGCCAACAUCUACUGGGAUGAGCCGCUGGUCAGGCCCUCAGAAGGGCAGGAUGUACAGGACUGGGUGAACCAUGUUGGAGAGGCACGCAGCACCCAGCAGGCACCAACUGUUGUUGUAUCGGAGAGAGCAGCUCCUGACCUGAGGGCAGAGAACAGCGUGGUCUCCUACAGCAAUGGGACUGUCAGCAUCCACAGUGAUGGGAAUUAUAAAAACAACAGUGUCUCUGCCGACAAGAACAGCCGUCGGGGGGCUGAGCCUCUGUACCAGAACAGCAGGGUCGCUUUUGGCUCCAGCAGCUCCUCGGAGGAGACCGACAGCUUCACGAAACCUCCUCCUCAUUGUGUGGAGAGGGAACAGAGGACGGAGCGACAGCCCAGGCCCGCUGCUCAGGAGAUGAUGGAAUCCCAGUAUGAAACUGGGUACACCACCGGAGACACUGGCAACGAGCUAGACCGAGACCACACAGAUUACCUCUACAGGCUGUACCCAGAGAUAAUCUCUGACGAGCAGCGCCGCCAGUACAAGAAGGAGUUUGACUCCGAUCUGGCCCGUUAUAAGAGCCUUUGUGCCGAGAUGGAUGAAAUCAGUGACCAGAUGCACAAGCUGAGCCGAGAGCUGGACACGUUGGACGAGGGCUCCAUGAAGUACCAGGGUGUCGCGGAUGAAUAUAACAGGCUGAAAGACUUGAAGAGGACACCAGACUACCAGACGAAAAAGAAACAGUGCAAAGAGCUUCGGCAAAAGCUUUUCCACAUCAAACGUCUGGUGAAAAUCUUUGACCAAGGUCUUUGUUAGUGUGUCUUUAAUAUCUGUCCGAAUGGUCUGGGAUGCACCCUGACAGGGUGUUACCUGGCUAAAGUAACAAGGAUUUAUCCUCCAUUUACUCCUCAGUUUGACUGCUUUGCUCUUGUUGCUAUAAAAGCCCACACCACCAUCUUUGACCCAAAAGUUUACAACUUCUGGAUUACUUAUGCAGCUGUCAGAGUAGAUUCGUGUUAGGAUAGAGCUACUGAUAGACUUCCGAUGCGUGGUUGUACUGUAACCUGUUUGACAACACGACACUGUUGGCAUUUCAAUUGAAACUUGUGGUAAAUUUUACUUUCCACUUAAGCGGCAGUUUUAAUUUAUUGAAGUGUUUAAAGGUGUGAUAUGUAAGAAUUGGCCACCUGUCGAAUUCAUACUGAAAACUGAUGUUAGUGUAUCAUCAGAGUAACCGCUAACUGCUGCUAACUGUAGCUGCUGUUAGCUAGUUAGCUCAGUUAGCUGUGCAACUAGUAUUCAAGACUGGGUGCUCAGAGCUCCUGUGCUUGUGGUGGUGGGAGUUUAUACCACAAGCACAGGAGCUUUGGACGUGGACAGAAUGUGGCUAGUUAGUUAGCAUGCUAACUUCCGUGGAUGACAAAACUGUUUCUUCACAUUCUGUAAAGAAAGAAGUUCUGAAUGUUUUCAGCUAAAACUGUCACUAUUGCCCCUGUAACUGUUGUAGUAUGGUAAGUAAUGUAUGCAGUUGUAAGGUAUGUUUUUAUACAAAGAUGAUGAAUGGAAAAGGAGAUUAUUUGAAUAAAAUACAUGUUAAAACAC
Acanthopagrus latus (yellowfin seabream) is the source of this 2901-nucleotide messenger RNA. RefSeq lists its product as uncharacterized. Gene Ontology annotation, cellular component: bicellular tight junction; transcription elongation factor complex; membrane. The record is from RefSeq and is a predicted model, not a curated record. Gene Ontology annotation, molecular function: cis-regulatory region sequence-specific DNA binding. Gene Ontology annotation, biological process: bicellular tight junction assembly; positive regulation of transcription elongation by RNA polymerase II; snRNA transcription by RNA polymerase II. The coding region runs from base 454 to 2115 and encodes 553 amino acids. The transcript is spliced from 9 exons. Lineage: Eukaryota; Metazoa; Chordata; Actinopteri; Spariformes; Sparidae.